Molecule: messenger RNA, 716 nt
Organism: Solanum stenotomum
Lineage: Eukaryota; Viridiplantae; Streptophyta; Magnoliopsida; Solanales; Solanaceae
Product: 60S ribosomal protein L28-1-like
Exons: 3
Coding region: 88-519 (143 amino acids)
Biological process (GO): translation
Cellular component (GO): cytosolic large ribosomal subunit; ribosome
Molecular function (GO): structural constituent of ribosome
Source: RefSeq, a predicted model, not a curated record
UAAGAAAAUGUAGCACACUUUUGCAAUCUUAAGCUCUCAGCAUCCUCCUCUUCCCGCCGUCGGAGCAAACCCUAGGAAUCAUUUGCAAUGACAACAGUUCCAGGGCAACUAGUAUGGGAGAUCGUGAAGAAGCACAACUCCUUUUUGGUGAAGGAGUUCGGUAAUGGUAGCGCUGGCGUCGUCUUCAGCAAAGAACCUAACAACCUCUGCAACCUUCACUCCUACAAGCACUCUGGCCUAGCAAACAAGAAGACGGUGACUAUCCAGCCUGAGGGAAAAGAUAAAUCUGUGUUGCUUGCUACAUCGAAAACCAAUAAGCAAAACAAGCCUUCAAGUUUGCUGAACAAAUCUGUGAUGAAGAAGGAAUUCCGCAGAAUGGCCAAGGCUGUAACAAACCAGGUUGGAGACAACUACUACAGGCCAGAUCUGAAGAAGGCAGCCCUUGCAAGGUUGAGUGCUGUGAACAGGAGUCUCAAGGUCACCAAGUCAGGUGCCAAGAAGAGGAACAGACAGGCUUAAGAGUUCAUGCUAGGAAAUGCUACAGUGUAUGACUUGUAAUGCAUGGAUUUUCUCCAGUACCAAAGUUUUGUGUUUGACUUUAUCUUUGUUUCUUUCUGAAUUAGCUAUUGGCAAGGGCAAUAUCUCUAGUUUUGAGUUUAAAAAUGACAUCCUUUAUCAGAGCUUUAAAAGAUUAUCUACAUUAAUUUGUGGUCUUA